AAGUUUUUCAAACCCUUUUUCCUUCAAUCUCUCCAUCUCUUGCUUUCAAGUUUUUCAAAGCCUUUUCCUUCAAUUUCUCUUUCUCUCUUGCUUGCUUUGAACUCUGUCUCUCUCUGUCUUUGUGAAAUGGCUGUUGUUCUCCUCCAUUUGGUAAUUUUGAUGAAGCUCUUCAUGUUAUCUUGUGGUGAGUUCCAAAGGUUUGAUGAGAAGAUAAAGAGUGAUGGAUCUUUGAGUAUCUUUGUUGUUGGAGAUUGGGGAAGGAAUGGUAACUAUAACCAAUCUCAAGUUGCAACUCAGAUGGGAAAGAUUGGAGAGGAGUUGGGUAUAGACUUUGUGAUAUCCACAGGAGAUAAUUUCUAUGAGGAUGGAUUACAAGGAGUUUAUGAUAACCAAUUUCAGCAAUCCUUUACUGACAUUUACACUGCCAAGUCCUUGCAAAAACAGUGGUAUAGUGUUUUGGGAAAUCAUGAUUAUCGAGGAGAUGUUUUAGCUCAAUUGAGUCCAAUUCUUCAAAAAUUUGAUAGCAAAUGGUUUUGUAUGAGAUCUUUCAUUGUUAAUACAGAGAAUGUGGAUUUCUUCUUUGUGGAUACAACUCCAUUUGAGAGGAAAUAUUGGACUCACCCUAAAGAUCAUCACUAUGAUUGGAGGAAUGUGGAACCUCGUGAUCAAUACAUUGAAAAUCUCUUGAAGGACUUGGACUUGGCGCUGAAAGAAUCAAGGGCACCAUGGAAGUUUGUUGUUGGACAUCAUACAAUGAGAAGUGUAAGUGACCAUGGAGAUACACAAGAGCUCCUGCAAGAGCUGCUUCCAACUCUAAAGGCUAAUGAUGUCGAUCUUUAUAUCAACGGGCAUGACCAUUGCCUUGAACACAUUAGCAGCCGUGACAGUCCGAUCCAAUAUUUCACUAGCGGUGGGGGAUCGAAGGCAUGGAGAGGUAAGUUCACACCAAAUGCCGAUAAACUGAGGUUCUUCUAUGAUGGUCAAGGAUUCAUGUCCAUGAAGAUAACUAGUACAAGUGUGGAUUUGGUGUUCUAUGACAUCUUUGGCACAAAUUUGUAUCAAUGGAGCAUGAACAAGCAACUUCUCACAGUCAUGUAGACACCAUAUUUAAUAAGAUGAAUAAGAGACACUGGUUUCUUAUGGAUCA
Dioscorea cayenensis subsp. rotundata (Guinea yam) is the source of this 1147-nucleotide messenger RNA. Its product is annotated as purple acid phosphatase 17-like. Gene Ontology annotation, molecular function: acid phosphatase activity; ferrous iron binding; ferric iron binding. Lineage: Eukaryota; Viridiplantae; Streptophyta; Magnoliopsida; Dioscoreales; Dioscoreaceae. The transcript has 7 exons. The record is from RefSeq and is a predicted model, not a curated record. Bases 127 to 1098 code for a protein of 323 amino acids.